Molecule: messenger RNA, 2614 nt
Organism: Myotis brandtii (Brandt's bat)
Lineage: Eukaryota; Metazoa; Chordata; Mammalia; Chiroptera; Vespertilionidae
Gene: CDC73
Product: cell division cycle 73
Exons: 17
Coding region: 1-1584 (527 amino acids)
Biological process (GO): positive regulation of transcription elongation by RNA polymerase II; transcription elongation by RNA polymerase II
Cellular component (GO): Cdc73/Paf1 complex
Molecular function (GO): RNA polymerase II complex binding
Source: RefSeq, a predicted model, not a curated record
AUGCGCGUCUCCAUGGCAUUCCUCACCCUGGUGCAGGCUGCCUUCUGGACUUGGUUUUCCUGCGUCCUGACCGAGCCUCUGGUGUUGCCCACACUAAACGCUUGCUGUCACUGUUUCAGGACGGGAAAGGAAGGCCAGCCCCGAGAGUACUACACCUUGGAUUCCAUCUUGUUCCUCCUCAAUAAUGUGCACCUUUCUCAUCCUGUGUAUGUCCGACGCGCAGCCACUGAAAACAUUCCUGUGGUUAGAAGACCUGACCGAAAAGAUCUGCUUGGCUAUCUCAAUGGGGAAGCAUCAACGUCGGCAAGUAUAGACCGAAGUGCCCCUCUAGAAAUAGGUCUUCAGCGAUCUACUCAAGUCAAACGAGCUGCAGAUGAAGUUUUAGCAGAAGCAAAGAAACCACGAAUUGAGGAUGAAGAGUGUGUGCGCCUUGACAAGGAGAGACUGGCUGCUCGCUUGGAGGGCCACAAGGAAGGGAUUGUGCAGACGGAGCAGAUUAGGUCUUUGUCUGAAGCUAUGUCGGUGGAAAAAAUUGCGGCAAUCAAAGCCAAAAUUAUGGCCAAGAAAAGAUCUACCAUCAAGACCGACUUAGAUGAUGACAUAACUGCUCUCAAACAGAGGAGUUUUGUGGACGCCGAGGUAGAUGUGACCCGGGAUAUUGUCAGCAGAGAGAGAGUGUGGAGGACACGGACCACUAUCCUGCAGAGCACGGGGAAGAACUUUUCCAAGAAUAUUUUUGCAAUUCUUCAGUCUGUGAAAGCCAGAGAAGAAGGGCGUGCGCCUGAGCAGCGCCCGGCCCCCAAUGCGGCACCUGUGGACCCCACAUUGCGUACCAAACAGCCUAUCCCAGCUGCCUACAACAGAUAUGACCAGGAAAGAUUCAAAGGAAAAGAAGAAACGGAAGGCUUCAAAAUUGACACGAUGGGCACCUACCACGGGAUGACGCUGAAGUCCGUGACGGAGGGUGCGUCGGCCCGUAAGACUCAGACUCCUGCGGCACAGCCAGUACCAAGACCAGUUUCUCAAGCAAGACCUCCUCCUAAUCAGAAGAAAGGUUCUCGCACACCCAUUAUCAUAAUCCCUGCUGCUACCACCUCUUUAAUAACCAUGCUGAAUGCAAAGGACCUGCUGCAGGACCUGAAAUUUGUCCCAUCAGACGAGAAGAAGAAACAGGGCUGCCAGCGAGAAAACGAGACGCUGAUACAGAGAAGGAAAGAUCAGAUGCAGCCGGGGGGCACCGCGCUCAGCGUCACGGUUCCCUACAGAGUCGUAGACCAGCCCCUGAAACUCAUGCCUCAGGACUGGGACCGGGUCGUGGCCGUUUUUGUGCAGGGUCCUGCGUGGCAGUUCAAAGGGUGGCCAUGGCUCUUGCCUGACGGAUCACCAGUUGACAUAUUUGCUAAAAUUAAAGCCUUCCACCUCAAAUACGAUGAAGUUCGUCUAGACCCCAACGUGCAGAAGUGGGACGUGACGGUGCUGGAGCUCAGCUACCACAAGCGCCACUUGGACAGGCCGGUUUUCUUACGCUUCUGGGAAACACUGGAUAGGUACAUGGUAAAGCAUAAAUCCCACUUGAGGUUCUGAAUUGCGUGGUCUCCCGGCUGGAAAUCUGGGUGAAGAAGCGUGGAUGUACCUUCAUCUAAAGACUGAGUGUCUAUGAAUUCAUCACUCACUCACCAAGAAGAAGGUCAUGGGCGAGCAACCGAUCUCAUCCGAUGCUUUUGUCUUCAAAGGGAUCAUAUGACGCCUGUCAUUCAUAGAAGCAAACUUUUUGGCCUACAACUAUUUUUUUAAUAUUAGCCUUUUAGUCUGUAAUGGAAAUUGUAUAUUUUGAUAGAAGUUUUUUCUCCAUUGGUUAAACUAGCAUUACUUAAAACGUGUUUCUUUAGAAAACCCAGGUUGUUAAUGUGUGUAUAUUUAGAGGUUCUGAGGCUCCAGGAGCCAUCUUGCUUCUGAUUUUUCAUUGCUCUAUAAUUCUUCUUACUGAAAAUACUGUGUUAUGGAUGGUAUUAAAUAUUAGUUUCUGGAACUUGCAAAACCAAGCAAAGGGAUGUGACUAUUUUGAAUGACUCAGAAUGUCAACCUGUAUGUAGACCAUAUCUAUACUUAGUCUUUAUUUAAAAAGGAAUAAUGAAAAAUCAAGAACACUUCUUCAGCUCUGGUUGAACUGCUUAGCCUUUUCGAGACUUCCUUACUUAUAUUGAAUACAUUGAGUGAAUGUACGUUCUUCUCACUGACUUUGCUGAUUUUACAACUUAGGAGGAUCUCUUUCUAUCUGGGAUACCUUCCCGCUAGGAAAAUCUCAAAACCGAUGAAAGCCCGGUAGGCUAUAGGACUUUCUAGCUGGGAGCCAGAGUGUGACUCGGGAAGAAGUGCAUUAGCCUACUGCAGUGCUGUUUCCGCUUCCUUACUGCUCUCCUGCGCCCACUCUGGUUCUCCCCUUAGAGGUGUGGGAUUUUGAGUCUUCUGUUCCAUUAGCCCUAAAUGCCGAUACAUUCUCCCGGCACCAAAGAACACAGUUGCUUAAGAAGUGUCUGAACAGAAACAAGAUAAAAACACUGGUAUUUUUAUGUGCGCAUUCGAUAUCGUAUGAAAUAUAAAGCCUAUAUUUUAA